GUCUUAUCGAAGCCUAAGGAGGACUUGGAGUCGGAGACUCGGCCGGAGGCGACAGCUGCGCUCCAAGAUUCUCUAGAGUCUAGACUCUAGAGACCAGGGAGCAGCUAGGGAGAUUGUGUUGCUGAGCCAAUGGCCCUCCUUAGCAGCGGACUUGGCUUGGGAGGAGAGCUGGGGCUGCGUCUACUGCUCUCGCCGGGCUCCUCCUCCAUCCUGGUGCGGUCCGCAUGCGGCAUUGUGGGGAUUGGCAUGCCCGUAUACUGCACCUACAAGGUACUCGAGCGCAAGGGGACAAGUGGGGAGGACGAGGCAGAAAGGAAUCACUGGCUCACAUACUGGGCAGUAUGCGGCUGCCUGAGCGUGGCUGAGUCCUCCUGUGAGCGCUGGCUGUCCUGGCUCCCCCUGUACUACCACCUCAAGCUUGCCUUCCUCAUCUGGCUCCAGGUCCCUCCCAGCAACAGCGGCGCGCGGGUGCUGUACAUGCGCCUCCUGCGGCCGUUGCUGCGGCGGCACCAGGGCCGCAUGGACCGCCUGGUGACGGGCACCCGGGCACACCUGAGUCAUUUUGUGGCUGCACACCAGAGCGAGCUUGCAUAUGCGGCGCAGCUCCUGCGGCGUGUGGCCCUGGCAGCCCUGCGGUUUGGCCAGGAUUCGUACCAAGCACUCAAGGAACCUGACGCCAGCCCGGAGCCGUCCCCCCAGCCUUCUCCACCGGCCACCCCAACUCUGCUCGACGCAACAUCUGACUCCGACCCCGCCCCAACAGCUGCUGACUCAUCUCUGCAUUCGAUCAGGCCCGACCAGCCGCAUACUGGUCCACAACGGGUGACUCGCAGAAUCCCCACUGAAACUCCACCAUUUUGCGAUUCUGGCCGUCGAAGGAGCCCAACGAAUAGCCCGCCAUAUCGCGGGGCGAACGCAUCACCACUGCGCUCCGACGUAAGAACACCACCUGGGCCCAACACGUUUCCAUCAGGAAGCCCGUCCAUGCACCAGCACAACAUAUAUGAGACGCGAUACGUUCGCAGCCUUCGGACCAUGUACUCAACCGAGGAGCCAGCGGAAGACGACAAUCCAAUGAAGAGGGGCUGGUAAGGAGAAGGCGGGCCACAUCCUCAUACGGAUUAACAGCACGCAAUCAUCUUGAAGCAGUCCUUUGACGUGAUGUAUGUGGUCAGCGAGCAAGUUGCUUGUAUCAGUUUGUACUUUACAUGGCGUUUAAAAGAGAUUUGUCCCGUUCCAAUUUGAGGAACGGACACUGGGUUCCGUUGCUCCAGUUAAUUUGUAGAGAAUCAAAAAGGUCAUCGGAGUCGAGCUUUAUAUGUACAAUAAUGUGAAGAAAUUCGACAGGUGAAGCGCCUGAACCGAGUCGGAGUCAGAAUCAAUAGAUUGUCCCGGGUCUUCCAGAGACUGUCACUGCUCCAUGGCUCUAGCCUAGCUAUUCUGCGGCUGAAGGCGUUAACAAACGAGAAGCUUAACCAUCUGACGAAGUAUGUAGCUAUAUUCCGACUCUAGUAGGGUGGGGCCGGCCGGCCGGCCGCCCAAUUGAGCCCGAUCGAGCUCUUGAUUGCAAUUAAGCCCAUGGCCCGCGCC
Molecule: messenger RNA, 1590 nt
Organism: Klebsormidium nitens
Lineage: Eukaryota; Viridiplantae; Streptophyta; Klebsormidiophyceae; Klebsormidiales; Klebsormidiaceae
Source: the annotation of a GenBank genome assembly